Molecule: messenger RNA, 3814 nt
Organism: Anguilla rostrata (American eel)
Lineage: Eukaryota; Metazoa; Chordata; Actinopteri; Anguilliformes; Anguillidae
Product: protein FAM117A-like
Exons: 8
Coding region: 440-1567 (375 amino acids)
Source: RefSeq, a predicted model, not a curated record
GCUGUUGUCAGUUUUGCAGGGAAAAGUGGCAAGUUGGACGUGUGACGACGAAGCAGUGGAGAAGUUACACAAUAUAACCAAAAACGUUAAUAAAUCAAGUUUUUUGCCUAUAGUCUGUUAGUGAAAUUUAAAGUGUAUAGUGGCUAGCUGUUUCUGCGAGCUCAAGCUGAUACCUAGUUCGGGAAAAUAUUAGGAAUAGGUCCAUAUCAUCACAAAAGAAAUUAGCAGGCUUGCUAGUCGAGCUAGCCAACAGCAGCGUUUGCUUGUUACCUCGCGAUAAAACCAUAACUUAGGUUUCCGACAAGGCGAAAUCACUUACGAAGUUCUGUGAGUAACUUCGAACAGAUUAAGUAAAAGUUCACGGUAUAUUCAAAAAGUCAGAUAAUUGAGUUAUUUGAAGUUGUGAAGUGUGGUCGGUUUGCAGAGGCUUCCACUAAGGAUGUCUUGUAGAAGUGGAGUUGGCAGGGGGGGCACCUCGGGUGUUCAACCCCUCAAAGCCACAGUCCCCUUCCAGCUACACAACAAAGCCCAGCCGCGUCCGAGGGAUGCCAAGACAGCUGAGAAGACCAAGUCACGGCCUCCGAAACCGAGCAUUCGCCGGACCCUGUCUCUGGACAACAUGGUGGGCCCCUACCUGCAGGGCCAGUGGCCCAAGGAGCCGCACCAGGCAGCCUCCUGCGUCAACGACAAAGCCACUCAGACGCCCAGCACCUGGUCGGACGAGUCGCGGGGCCGGAGGGCGGGCGUGGGCCACAAGCGCUCGGCGUCCUGGGGCAGCGCGGAGCACCUGAAGGACAUCGCCAAACUCAAACACCACCUGCAGAAGCGCUCCAAGCACGGGGUCCCAUCGGGCCACGGGCGGGACCCCCAGCAGCAGCAGCACCCCCCGCCCGCGGGCCACGCCCUGGGGGCCACGCAGACGAUGCCCCUCACACCCCUGUGCCGAGUGACCCCCCGCCUGCGCCACAGUGUGGAGGGUUUGAACCUGGAGCUGGAGAGGGUGUUUGUGCACGAGAGCCCUGCAGAGCGACAGCAGAUCCUGGACGUCCCGGACGGCCACAGAGCCCCGGUGCCCGCCCAGAGGUGCAGCAGCGACUCGCAGAGCGACCCCUCGCCCGCACUCCUCUCUCCUCCCCCCUCCCCCUGCUCUGCGGGGGAAACAGCGGACACGGCGGACUCCGGGACCCUGUGCUCCUCCCCCUCGCCCCCCCCGGGCAGCGCCGGGCCCUCUCCCUGCUCCCCGCGUCCCCGCAAGACCUGCAGCUUCCAGAGGGAGCCGCCCGAGGGUUGUGAGAGAGUGCGCGUGUGUGAGGAGGCGCUCUCUCCGUGUGAGGGCCAGGCUGCCCCACGCCCCUCCUGCCCCGACCCCAACAAGGUAAACUUCACUCCCCACGGAGGCUCCGCCUUCUGCCCCGUCAGCCUGCUCAAGCCCCUCCUCCCCUCCAUGGACAUCCUGUUCCGCAGCCUAUCGGUGUCCCCCGUCGCGGCCCGCCCGGGGCAGGGCGGGGCUCCCGCGGUGGGCGGGUACCUGGGAGCCCUCCCGGACUCUGCCACCACCGCCAUGUGAUUGGGCAGCGGAGCGGAGGAGGCGGAGACUGUGAAACAGCCACCGGCUCUCCCGUCUUUCGGCGAGGAUUUUCCCCCCAAAUGGAGGAAGAACCCCAAAUCGAUCCACAAAAAAAGUGCUUCUCCCACCUCUGUGCAGAUUCUGAGUCAAAACUGCUUUGGUCUCUCUCUGUGUUUACGUCAGUACGAAGACUCACUCCCUCUGGGUGCUCACACACCCCACCUGCUGGACAGUAGGAACACUGACAUCUCACAUGAGGACUACUGAAGGACCUAUCGCAUUGCAGCUGUGCCUGUGACACCAGGACUAAAGGACCUAUUGCCUCGCAGGCGUGCCUAUCACAUGACGGCUAAAGGACCUAUCGCAUCACAGACUGUGCCUGUGCGUCACACUGUACACACUGUUUGUUGGCUUUGUGCACGAAGCCAGGCGUCACAUCUUUCAAUGAGAAAAAUGAAACUUCACUGUGUUUUGUAUGUUAGCCUGAUAGAAAAGACACUGAAGACAAAAAAUGUUGACAUUUUUGUCUGCUUUAAUGGACGGCAAUAGUCUGUGGUUCCAUUUUGCUUGCAUGUCACGGGGGCGGGGUGGCAAGCGUUCUUAAUGGCGUUCCAGCGCCUGAAACACGAACAAACUAAGAACGUCGGGGCAGACCGCUGGUAGUCUGAAUGUGGCCAAUCGAUUGAUCGUUAUGAACUUCCGGAGCCGAAAGCGCGGUCGCGACGUACAGCGCAACCCUAGCGCCGCUACGAAUUCGCCGUGAAUUCUGAAGAGUGCGUUGCGUGUGGCGGUGCCCGCGAGGCUUUCCCGUGCGUGGCGCUCGGGUCCGUUUUCGCUUUGCCACGUCGAAGCAGAACAGACCUGGCGUCGCUUCAGGUACUGACACAAGCAAGGCUAAGGUUCGAAAGCAGCAGCAGCAGCAGCAGUUGCUGCAGUAGUAGCAGUAUUUAGUUAACAGUGCCACAUACGCCCCAUGAUCAAAUCACUCGCUGUAGCCUUUCGUGUCUGACAUCUAUUAGCACCAAUCUUUGAGAAAUACUGAGACGGUAAAUGGGCAAUGUUUCACUGUGUUUAAAAAUAAAUAAAAAUAAAUAAAUAAAAAUCUAAUGUAACAAUCUGAGAUUAAAUUAUCCCUUCGAAACAAACCAAAAAUACCACAAAUACCAAUGCUGGAUGGUUUUAAUAUUUAAUUAUAAAUAUUUAUUUGCAGUGUCAGCUUAAAGGAUGUUCAUUUUUUAACCGAAGUCAAACCCAGGAUGGGGAGCUCUGUAUUAUAAAUAAAGGCAGGGUUAUAACUUUUCAGACUUAAAAAUUGUACAAAACUGCAGUUACACGAAUGUACUGCAAGGUAUGAAGCAGAGUGCACUGCGAUGAAGUAUGAUGCUUUAUGUACAAUUUGAAGUUGUUCAGUUUUGAGGUACGGAGGCAUUUUCUGCUUCAGUUUAAUUUGACAGCAUUUAAAUGCUUCAACAGUGUGCUCUGGUCCAAUACAUAAUGUCGUCCCACUGGGAAACAGUGAGACAUUUAAAGUAUUUCUUAUGGUUCCGUUUAUAUUUGCCAGGCCCGUGGCAUGUUCUGCCCAGUGCUUCUGUUUGGUUUGAGUUGUGCCAAAACGCUGAGACGUGAAACGGACAGUCCCAUACAACAACAGCAGCAACCCCUGGCCCCCUAAAGCAUGGCUUUGUAAAGUGUGAGACGAGACCUCUAAACAAAGAUUUACAUCCGUCUUGUAUUUAUGACCUUCAGAGUAUAGGCUACAGCAGAAUAGUCACACGCUUACCUGUGGUAAUUUCCCCCAGGCUCUGCUUCAAAUGGAUAAUGAUAAUCAGUUUGUUUAUAAAGUUCUAUUUUUACACUCUGGCACGUUUCUCUAGAGAACCAUUUUGAAAUGAGUUUUUAAGCCAGAUUUUUUUUUUUUUCAAUGACACAACGUGUUUGGGUAAGGCCUUACUCUGUUUCAGACCAUUUAUUUUGUCAUGAAUUUCACUUUAAUAAGCCAAUUAGACGGACUGUAUACUACUUAUGUAUGUUAAAAUAUAUGCUUAAACAAUAGUGCUGUUUUUUUUUUUUUCUUCCACUUUUGGCAUCUUACUGACGUUUUGUAAUGUAUUUUGACCAAAAGAUGUAUAUGAACAAUGCACUGUUUUUCUCAUUCAAUAUGGAGAGUUAAACUUCCUGUAUAUAUGCUGUGUAGAUGUUUGUGAACAGCAUUACAGGGAAAAUAAAUAAAUUUUGCAGCACUCUGAA